AUGAGACCCACGCUGGCACCCACGGAGGCGCUCAGGAGUGCCAGCCACCGGGUCCCCAUGGGCGCCACGGGCCAGGACAGCCGCCACCAUGGCCCGGCGGUGCCCACGGCCCCUGAGUGUCCGGCCGUAGGCCAGUGGGCCCCAGACCGCCCUACUACCCCAGGGGACCGGCGCCGGCCCCUGCCUGGCCGCCCGCUGAUAUACCGAGAGGCCUCCUCGCUGCGGGACUACGCGGCCUCCACCAUGACCGAGUUCCUGGGCAUGUUCGGCUACGAUGACCCCCAGAACGGACUGCCCACAGAUAAACCAGCUGUCACCGAAGAUGUAAACAUUUACCAGAAAUAUAUCGCCAGGUUCUCGGGCAGCCAGCACUGCGGCCACAUCCACUGUGCCUACCAGUACCGCGAGCACUACCACUGCCUGGACCCCGAGUGCAACUACCAGGUACGCCGCAGCCUCCCGCCCACCACGAGGGGCCUGCGGGCCCACGGGCGUGCCCGCCCGCCUGGGCAGCUGCUCUCGGGCAGAAAUGGGCAGCAGGCCACCUCUGCCAGGUACCCCCCGGCCCCCGUGAAGCAGGAGCCCAGUGAGAACGCUGGAGCCCCCGGUGCCCACGAGGCCUCCCAGGACCGAAGUUUAGACCUGACGGUGAAGGAGCCCAGCAAUGAAUCAAAUGGCCACACAGUCCCGGCAAAUUCAUCUCUUUUAUCCUCGCUUAUGAAUAAGCACAAGAGCUACCACAUCAAGGACGACGCCUACGCCAAGGACGGCUUCAAGAAGUUCUACAAGUACGAGGAGUGCAAGUACGAGGGCUGCGUGUACAGCAAGGCCACCAACCACUUCCACUGCAUCCGCGCCGGCUGCGGCUUCACCUUCACCUCCACCAGCCAGAUGACCUCGCACAAGCGCAAGCACGAGCGCAGGCACGUCAGGGCCGGGGCGCUGGGGCCGCCCCCCGCGCUGCUGGGCGCCAAGGACCCGGAGCAGGAGGAGUCCAGCAACGACGACCUGGUGGACUUCUCGGCCCUGAGCAGCAAGAACUCCAGCCUGAGCGCCUCCCCCACCAGCCAGCAGUCCUCCGCCUCCCUGGCCCCCGCCGAGGCCGCGCCCAAGCCCCCCAACAGCAAGCUCCCCGGGCUGCUGCCCCAGGGCCUGCCCAGCUCCAUCCCCCUGGCCCUGGCCCUCUCCAACGCUGGCCUGCCCCCCGCCUCGCCCUACUUCCCCAUCCUCCCCGGCCGGGGCAGCGCCCCCCUGCCCAUGUCUCAGGGCAACCCCAACCUUGGCAACCUGUUGAAUAUCAAGACAGAAGUGGAGGGGAGCCCCGCGGUGGAGUCCUCGCCCUUCCUGGGCAAGGCCGUGAACGCACUGGUGCAGGACAAGCUGUCAGAGCCCUGGAAGGUGUACCUGCGGAGGUUCGGCACCAAGGACUUCUGCGACGCCCAGUGCGACUUCCUCCACAAGGCCCACUUCCACUGCGUGGUGGAGGAGUGCGGCGCUCUCUUCAGCACCUUGGACGGGGCCAUCAAGCACGCCAACUUCCACUUCCGGACGGAGGGAGGAGCAGCGAAAGGAAGCUCGGAGGCGCCCUUCCCGGCCGCGGCCGAGACCAAACCGUCUUUGGCCCCCUCGUCCCCUCCGGCGCCGCCUGCCAGCGUGGCCGCGGCUUCCUCCCUGGAGGGGCUCGCACCCAGCCCGGCCACGGUGCCCUCCACACCCACCCUGCUGGCCUGGAAGCAGCUGGCUUCCACCAUACCCCAGAUGCCUCAGAUUCCAACGUCAGUGCCUCACCUGCCCACUUCGCCCUUGGCAACGACUUCUCUAGAGAACGCCAAGCCCCAGGUCAAACCCGGAUUCCUCCAGUUCCAGGAGAACGAUCCCUGCCUGGCGACAGACUGCAAGUAUGCCAACAAGUUCCACUUCCACUGUCUCUUUGGGAACUGCAAGUACGUCUGCAAGACUUCCGGCAAGGCCGAGUCCCACUGCCUGGACCACAUCAACCCCAACAACAACCUGGUGAAUGUGCGGGAUCAGUUCGCUUACUACUCCCUGCAGUGUCUCUGCCCCAACCAGCACUGCGAGUUCCGGAUGCGUGGGCACUACCACUGUCUCCGGACCGGCUGCUACUUUGUGACCAACAUCACCACCAAGCUGCCAUGGCACAUAAAGAAGCACGAGAAGGCCGAGCGGCGGGCAGCCAACGGGUUCAAAUACUUCACCAAGCGUGAGGAGUGUGGCAGGCUAGGCUGCAAGUACAACCAGGUGAACAGCCACUUCCACUGCAUCCGGGAGGGCUGCCAGUUCUCCUUCCUCCUCAAGCACCAGAUGACCUCCCACGCCCGGAAGCACAUGCGGAGGAUGCUGGGGAAGAACUUCGACCGCGUGCCCCCCUCCCAGGGCCCCCCGAGCCUGAUGGACCCCGAGACCGACGAGUACAUGGACUACACGGGCUGCAGCCCGGGCGCCGUGUCCUCGGGGUCGUCCACCAUGGACCGGAGCUGCUCCAGCACCCCCGUGGGGAACGAGAGCACGGCAGCAGGGAACACCAUCUCCAUGCCCACGGCGUCGGGCGCCAAGAAGCGCUUCUGGAUCAUCGAGGACAUGUCCCCCUUCGGCAAGCGGCGGAAGACGGCGUCCUCCCGCAAGAUGCUGGACGAGGGCAUGAUGCUGGAGGGCUUCCGGCGCUUCGACCUCUACGAGGACUGCAAGGACGCGGCCUGCCAGUUCUCGCUCAAGGUCACCCACUACCACUGCACGCGCGAGAACUGCGGCUACAAGUUUUGCGGGCGCACGCACAUGUACAAGCACGCGCAGCACCACGACCGCGUGGACAACCUGGUGCUGGACGACUUCAAGCGCUUCAAGGCGUCGCUCAGCUGCCACUUCGCCGACUGCCCCUUCUCGGGCACCAGCACGCACUUCCACUGCCUGCGCUGCCGCUUCCGCUGCACGGACAGCACCAAGGUCACGGCGCACCGCAAGCACCACGGCAAGCAGGACGUGAUCAGCGCGGCCGGCUUCCGCCAGUUCAGCUCGAGCGCCGACUGCGCCGUGCCCGACUGCAAGUACAAGCUCAAGUGCUCGCACUUCCACUGCACCUACCCGGGCUGCCGCCACACGGUGGUGGGCAUGUCGCAGAUGGACUCGCACAAGCGCAAGCACGAGAAGCAGGAGCGCGGCGAGCCGCCCGCCGCCUCGCCCGGCCCGGGACCUGCCCGGGCUGGGAACGGCGCGUACCCGGAUCCGAUCCGGAUGCUGGCUCGGCUCCUGUCUGGAGCUCGCCCGGAGCGCGCAGGGGCAGAGCCAGGGGGCCAGUUCCUGGGUGUGCGGCGACGCGCCCGAGCGGCAGCUUGGCUGGGGCAGCGGUGA
Condylura cristata (star-nosed mole) is the source of this 3366-nucleotide messenger RNA. It is a transcript of the gene CASZ1, whose product is annotated as castor zinc finger 1. Gene Ontology annotation, biological process: positive regulation of transcription by RNA polymerase II; regulation of neuron differentiation. The record is from RefSeq and is a predicted model, not a curated record. NCBI's taxonomy places the organism in Eukaryota, Metazoa, Chordata, Mammalia, Eulipotyphla, Talpidae. Gene Ontology annotation, molecular function: DNA-binding transcription factor activity, RNA polymerase II-specific; RNA polymerase II transcription regulatory region sequence-specific DNA binding. Gene Ontology annotation, cellular component: nucleus. The transcript is spliced from 16 exons. Bases 1 to 3366 code for a protein of 1121 amino acids.